AUGGUGUAUGGGGGAAAACUGUCAAAGGCAUGUGAGCCAUGCAGAACACGGAGAGCAAAGUGCGAUUUUAUUUCUCCAGAAUGUAGUCAAUGUCUAAGAACGAAGAGAAAGUGUCACGGGUAUCGAGACACGGAGGGCUUAAGAAUCAGCGAUAUGAGCGCAAUCGUUGUCAAGAAGUUUAAAGCGCGCAGCGAUGAAGACUCCACCAACGUGCCUCUUCCUGCAAGCUGUCCUGAUUCUUCUGAAUCCGGGGGCCCAUUGGCUAUAAGCCCUGUCUUGACUGUCCCAAUAGAUGACCGUGCCUUUUACUACUUCCGAACCACGUUCGUCAUUGGUAAUGCCCGCUCGUUCAGGUACCUAGAGUCCCUUUACGAGUAUGGAGACAUGGAUGACCACCUCUCGGUGAGCAUCCGCGCUGUAGGGCUGGCAAGCCUGUCAAAAGCAGCUCGGUCAACCGACCUUGAAAAUCAGGCCAUGCGGUCUUACGUAGCCGCCCUACGAAUGAUCAACUUGGCCAUUACCUGUUCGAAUGUAGCUACCAACGACACUACCCUAUCAGCAAUUAUGCUUCUGGAUCAGUUUGAGAAGAUAAUCCCACCGACAGCUCGAACCACUCAAGCAUGGACAAACCACCUCAACGGCGCCACAGCCUUAAUGAAAAUGCGUGGCCGCCACCAAUUUGAAACGAAAGCCGGGCUGGAGAUAUUUAUCCAGAUGAGCUCCCACCUGCUCGUCUCGUGCAUGCAGCACACGAUUGCCCUUCCAGAAGAUUACCUAACCCUUCGCACCUACGCAACCAACUUCCUCGACACUAAUGACAUCGCAUGGCGCUUGUCUCAAGUUACAGUACGUUACAUCGGUUUCCGCGCCGCGAUAAAGUCUGGCAGUUUGUUUGAUACAGAUACCAUCAUCGCAACUGCCACUGACAUGGAUUCCGAGAUGGUAGCCCUGAUGGGCGAAUUUCCACCCGAGUGGAUGCCGUCCCACUACGACUUCUACAUCGACUACCGGCUAGCCGAGGGCCUUAACAUGGUACGUGCGGGCCGAAUACCUCUCCUUGACCUGAUCAGGGAACAAUGCGAAGCCGCACCCGUGUCAUCGGGUUCCUGCCAAGAAUUCGAGCGCUAUCAAUGUGUACAACGCGUUAAAGACAACGUUGCCGAAAUGGCGGGUUUGAUAUGUGCUUGUGUACCGCAACUAGCCGGCUAUUUCCCUUUUCUCGGAACCGGCUCAUCCCCAGGCUCACCGGAUAGCUAUACGGCUCCUGGUUCCGUGAAAGACAUGAAGUUAGAACUCUCCAACGAAGCGAGUGCGUAUUCGCUCCUUUGGCCGCUAUUUACUGUUGCAAAUUCUCGUGCUUGUCCAGAGGAUGUGAAGACUUGGAUUAUUGGCCAGUUAAGGAUUCUUGGGAAGCUUUUGAAUUCGGAGCAAACGUUGGAGAUAGCUGAUGGCUUGGCGAGAGGGGAGGAAAGAGAUAUUUGGAGUGUUUAUGCCUUGUUAGGGAGUAUUUGCUAUUCUGUUACUGGUGCUUGA
This is a messenger RNA of Lachnellula hyalina, 1533 nucleotides long. RefSeq lists its product as uncharacterized. Gene Ontology annotation, biological process: regulation of DNA-templated transcription. NCBI's taxonomy places the organism in Eukaryota, Fungi, Ascomycota, Leotiomycetes, Helotiales, Lachnaceae. Bases 1 to 1533 code for a protein of 510 amino acids. Gene Ontology annotation, molecular function: zinc ion binding; DNA-binding transcription factor activity, RNA polymerase II-specific. The transcript is spliced from 3 exons. The record is from RefSeq and is a predicted model, not a curated record.